Blepharisma stoltei is the source of this 656-nucleotide messenger RNA. The record is from the annotation of a GenBank genome assembly. NCBI's taxonomy places the organism in Eukaryota, Ciliophora, Heterotrichea, Heterotrichida, Blepharismidae.
AUGAGCUUACUCCCCCCCUCCGUGAGUGAAAAAAACCAUUAGAAAAAUCGCUAUUUUUUGACCAAAAACCCACCCUCCGUGAGUGAACAAAAAUUUUUUUAAUAGAAAAAUUUUUAUGGAAAAAAUUUUUGAUAUAUAAAUGAUAAUUAGUAUAAUGAAAUCUAGAGCUAAUUCUAUUUAAUUUUGAACGAAUUGCUUUUUGAAACAUAAAUUUUAUAAAUUAAAUUAAUAUUUGCUUUCCAAUUUUUACGAAUUAGGAUUUUUUUAAAUUUCGAAAAAAAUUAUUUUUUAUAAAAUUUAUAUAUAAAUUUUUUUUAAAAAAAAAAAAUUAACCCCCCUCCGUGAGUGAACAAAAUUUUUUUGUUCACUAACGGAGGGGGGGCGAGUUAGGAAAUCUAAGUGCUGUUGUUAAGAUUGAUGAAAUGGAGCCGGAAAUGAAAGAUUUUGCUAUAGAAACAGCAAUUAAUGCAAUUUCAGGUAAAAGCACGGAAAAAGAAAUUGCUUCGCAUAUUAAGAAAAUAUUUGAAGAUAGGUAUCAGCCACACUGGCAUUGCAUUGUGGGAAGACACUUCGGAGCUCAUGUGACAUUUGAGGCGCGAAAUUAUAUUUAUUUUUAUAUAGGCCCAAUUGGAAUUCUCCUUUUUAAAAGUGCCUAA